GCUGGGGCGUCGGCCCGCACCCUGCGCGGACACCGGAGCGGAUCGACCCCGCCCCUCUCCUGGGGGAAGGCCUGGGCCCUGGCCCACUCCCAGCAUGCUCCACGCCGGAUCCCAGGGCAGGUGCCGGGGGUGCAGUAUAGUCGGGGAGACCGAGAACUGCCUUCCUGGAGGUGCUGCCUUGGCCCCUCAGUGGGGUUUUGAGGAAAAAUGCUUUCUGAAAGCAGUUCAUUUUUGAAGGGUGUGAUGCUCGGAAGCAUUUUCUGUGCCUUGAUCACUAUGCUAGGACACAUUAGGAUUGGUCAUGGAAACAGAAUGCACCAUGAGCAUCAUCACCUACAAGCUCCUAAUAAAGAAGAUAUCUCGAAGAUUUCAGAGGAUGAACGCAUGGAGCUCAGUAAGAGCUUUCGAGUAUACUGUAUCAUUCUUGUAAAACCCAAAGAUGUGAGUCUUUGGGCUGCAGUGAAGGAGACUUGGACCAAACACUGUGACAAAGCAGAAUUCUUCAGUUCUGAAAAUGUUAAAGUGUUUGAGUCAAUUAACAUGGAAACAAAUGACAUGUGGUUGAUGAUGAGAAAAGCUUACAAAUAUGCCUUUGAUAAAUACAGAGACCAAUACAACUGGUUCUUCCUUGCACGCCCCUCUACAUUUGCUAUUAUUGAAAACUUAAAGUAUUUUUUGUUAAAAAAGGAUCCAUCACAACCUUUCUAUCUAGGCCACACUAUAAAAUCUGGAGACCUUGAAUAUGUGAGUGUGGAAGGAGGCAUUGUCUUAAGUAUAGAAUCCAUGAAAAGGCUUAACAGCCUUCUCAGUAUCCCUGAAAAGUGUCCUGAACAGGGAGGGAUGAUUUGGAAGAUAUCUGAAGAUAAGCAGCUAGCAGUCUGCCUGAAAUAUGCUGGAGUGUUUGCAGAAAAUGCAGAAGAUUCUGAAGGAAAAGAUGUAUUUAAUACCAAAUCCAUUGGGCUUUUUAUUAAAGAGGCAAUGACUAAUCACCCCAACCUGGUGGUAGAAGGAUGCUGUUCGGAUAUGGCUGUUACUUUUAAUGGACUGACUCCUAAUCAGAUGCAUGUGAUGAUGUAUGGAGUGUACCGUCUUAGGGCGUUUGGGCAUAUUUUCAAUGAUGCAUUGGUCUUCUUACCUCCAAAUGGUUCUGACAAUGACUGAGAAGUGAAAGAAGAGCAUGUGUACAAUCACCAUAUAGGACAGGUAUUGUCACUAUUUGCAGUAACAACUGCAUGUCCAACACAGCAGUAUGUUUCUUUUCCUUUUUUUACUUUGGUGGCACUGGUUUAAUGGCACAUUAAAGUUUAGUGGUACAUUUUAAAUAGGGUGGUUUUUUCCCCUUAAAACACAUGUGAAAACGUCAAACAUGUUGGAAAGAAAUGUUUUAAGAAUAAUUUUGCAAAUAAAAGAUAUUUAUAAAUAUUAUAUUUAUGUGAUAAAUUCUAAAUUAUGAAUCUGUGGCACAUAUUUUUGCUGAUCUGUUAAAAAAUUUAACAUGUCUUUUUAGCUUUCUAAGAUACGUGAAUGAAAUCUCUAGUUGUGAAUUUGUGAUUAAAACUUUCAGCUAUGUGUUUCCAUUACUUGUAAUGCUGAUAUAUGUUCUGAACUUUUGCAAGGGCCCAUGGAUUGCUUUCUCAAAAUACACAACCAAGCCACAAAGGAAAUAAGUGUUCCCAACUAAUGUUACAGUGAAAGUGGAAUUGCGUCCCUGGGAGAAAAAGUGAAAAUGAUCUAUGAAGGUUAAUAAUUUCACCAGGAGCUAAUUUAGUGGCACUCCUCAGCAUACACAAGCUCAGUGUAAGUCUCUUCUACUUCUCUGUGCAGAUACUGAAAUAGGAGUGGUCACUAUGAAGAAUCUAAUUUCAUUUAACAUUUAACUGUGUUGUUUCCCACUUUAUCAAGCUCUUGGCUGUGGUUUGGAUAAAAAUACUUGAGUGUUCUUUGCUGCUGCUGGGCGGAUGAGUUCUUUGGAAGUCUUUGAAGAACUUGUUUUGGUAAUCUGGCAGUGGAGUCUGCCCUGGUUUUUCUUUACCUGUUAAAAUUCUGAGAUUUUUCCCAUGUUCAUAGUUGCAUCCUAUCCAGUGGUUUUGGGUGUGUAGGCCUUAACCUCACCAGUCACCCUGGAUUACCAUACCAUUUGCCUAAUUUCAGUGGCUACACAGAAGCUUUAUCCACUGGUGGAUACAAUAGUUCUUGUGCUUAUAAAUGUGUGAAGUACUUGGAACUGAUUUGUCCUAUAAUCAGGCCUGCACAUGCUAUAUUAAGUCAGAUCCAUAAGCCCCCGCCCCCCAUAGGGUGUGAGACCAUGACAUUUUAGAGAUCAAUAUUUGCUAUAACUGGCCUCAUGAUGUUAAUGGUCUCCCACAGCUUUUGCAAACCAGAAAGAAUUUCCUCGAGGGCCUCGGGCUUCAAAUUAUUACUGAUCAUCAGAAUGGUGUGUAAAGCACUUUUAAAAAAUUGAUCUCAUCUUCCUUAUUGGGGUUUUUGGUUAAAAUGAAGAAUUGUUAAUUUUUAAAAAUAAUAAAAAUCCCUUGAUCAAGCACCCUAAUAUGUGGUCUCAGAUGCAAUUAAUACAGAUCAAGUCAUGUUUGGUGUAAGUACAAUGAUAAACAGUAUCACCCUGAGUGUGACACCCAGUUUAGAAGUGUCAACCGUGGGGCGCCUGGGUGGCUCAGUCAGUUAAGCGGCCGACUUCGGCUCAGGUCAUGAUCUCGCGGUCUGUGAGUUCAAGCCCCGCGUCGGGCUCUGUGCUGACAACUCAGAGCCUGGAGCCUGUUUCAGAUUCUGUGUCUCCCUCUUGCUGACCCUCCCCUGUUCAUGCUCUGUCUCUCUCUGUCUCAAAAAUAAAUAAAAACGUUAAAAAAAAUUUUUAGAAGUGUCAACCGUGCCCCAACAAUAUAUUUUUUUAAUUAUGCAUUUAUCAGCUUCAAUUAUAUUAGUAUAUUAAGGUGUAAUUGUAAUAAAUAUAUCAGAGAAUGCAUCCCAUUGUUUGAUUUCCUAGUGGGUGCUAAGAUAAUAAUUGCCUUUUUUUUUUUAAUGUUUAUUUUAUUUUUGAGAGAGAGCGACAGUGUGAGUAGGGGAGGGAGAGGGAGACCUAGAUUCUGAAGCAGACUCCAGGCUCUGAGCCGUCAGCACAGAGCCUUACACGGGGCUCAAACUGCAAGAUCAUGACCUGAACUGAAGUGAGACACUUAACCAACUGAGCCACCCAGGCGCCUCAGGUAACAAUUGCUUUUUAAACCAAAUGGAUGCUCUUCAGGGGUGCCUGGCUUGCUCAGUUGGUACAGCAUGCCAACUUGAUCUUGGAAUUGUGAGUUUGAGCCCCACAUGGGGUGUUGAGAUUACUUAAAAAUUUUUUUAGGGGCACCUGGUUGGCUCAGUCAGUUAAGUAUCUGACUUCGGUUCAGGUCAUGAUCUCGGUUCAUGAGUUUGAACCCCACAUCGGGCUCUGUGCUGAGAGCUCAGAGCCUGGGGCCUACUUCGGAUUCUCUGUCUCCCUGUCUCUCUGCGGUCCCCAGCUCAUGCUCUGUCUCUCUGUCUCUCUCAAAAUUAAACAUUAAAAAAACUUUAAUAAAAAAUUUAAAAAAUGUUUGAAAUAAACCAAAUUGAUGCUUUUGGUUGUAUUUUUAUACACAAGUAUUCCUUUAUAAAAUAUUAUUUGUCUUAAAUAAUAUGCUGCCUCAGGGCACCUGGGUGGCACAAUUAAACGUCUGACUCUGCAUCAGGCCAUGAUCUCACGGUUUGUGGGUUCAAGCCCCACGUCAUGCUCUGUGCUGACAGCUCAGAGCCUGGAACAUGCUUCAGAUUCUGUGUCUCCAUCUCUCUGCCUCUUUCUCUCUCUCUCUCUC
Acinonyx jubatus (cheetah) is the source of this 3848-nucleotide messenger RNA. It is a transcript of the gene C1GALT1C1, whose product is annotated as C1GALT1 specific chaperone 1. The record is from RefSeq and is a predicted model, not a curated record. Bases 208 to 1161 code for a protein of 317 amino acids. NCBI's taxonomy places the organism in Eukaryota, Metazoa, Chordata, Mammalia, Carnivora, Felidae. Gene Ontology annotation, molecular function: N-acetylgalactosaminide beta-1,3-galactosyltransferase activity. The transcript has 2 exons.